Molecule: messenger RNA, 1350 nt
Organism: Mugil cephalus (flathead mullet)
Lineage: Eukaryota; Metazoa; Chordata; Actinopteri; Mugiliformes; Mugilidae
Gene: yipf4
Product: Yip1 domain family, member 4
Exons: 6
Coding region: 591-1205 (204 amino acids)
Biological process (GO): vesicle fusion with Golgi apparatus; endoplasmic reticulum to Golgi vesicle-mediated transport
Cellular component (GO): membrane; trans-Golgi network
Source: RefSeq, a predicted model, not a curated record
GCCGAGUAGGCCAGCCCAGCCGCAGACUGUUUACGUUUCUCCACCUUGUCCCAAAGUAGCGCUUCUACCCAAGUACAAAUGCAUUCACGUUAAAAGUAACACUUGCUCUUGGUCCGACGUUGUGUUAUCGUAAAUAUCUUCAGCGCGUUAUGAAAUGUUCGAGCUGUGCUAAUUAAUUUAGGACGCAGCUAACAAACAUCUCUGAAAUACUCGAGCUUUUGUUUGCCAUGUACCUUUGCUACGCAAUGAAUUGAUCUCUUAAUGAAAUAAUUCCGCAUUUAUCCGCAUUGUUAGGAAUGAUUGACAGGAAUACAGUGUAAAAGCAGAAUAUAACAUUAAUUUUACAUCCUGUAUGUAGUCUGUUCUGUUGGUCACCAAGGGAAGUUUACGUGUAAGUCGAGCUACAUCACGUAAAGGCAGUUAAACGUAUUGAUAAAGUUAGAAACUAGAAUAACACAAACACACACAAUACUGUACAAACCGAGUGAAUAGGAAGGAUUGAGCUCCAGUAAUUUCAUACAUUUUCGUUUGAACUGGAAUGUAAGUAAUAACUCAGCGGCACCAUCAGUUCCCCGGACAUUAAACUAAACAUGGGCAGUGACGGUGGCAAAGACCCGUAUGCCACUACCUUCCUGAGGCAGCGAGGCUACGGCUGGCUGCUGGAAGUCGAGGAGGAAGAUAAUGAAGAGAGCAAACCUCUACUCGAGGAGCUGGACAUUGAUCUGAAGGACAUCUAUUACAAGAUUCGAUGUGUGCUGAUGCCAAUGCCAUCGCUGGGUUACAACCGUCAGGUGGUCAGAGACAAUCCAGACUUCUGGGGCCCUCUGGCCAUGGUUUUGCUCUUCUCCAUGAUCUCCAUUUACGGACAAUUCAGGGUUGUAUCUUGGAUCAUCACCAUCUGGAUAUUUGGAUCGCUAACUAUUUUCCUGUUGGCUCGUGUUCUUGGUGGUGAGGUUUCUUAUGGCCAGGUCCUUGGAGUGAUCGGAUAUUCCCUCCUUCCUCUCAUCGUCAUAGCCCCUCUGCUCUUAGUGAUCGGAGGGUUUGAGGUGGUUUCUACUCUAAUCAAACUGUUUGGAGUGUUCUGGGCUGCAUACAGUGCUGCUUCACUGCUUGUUGGAGAUGAAUUUAAAACGAAGAAGCCCCUCCUCAUUUAUCCCAUUUUCCUUUUGUACAUCUACUUCUUGUCACUAUAUACUGGUGUGUGACCAGAUGAGUUGGAACUGUGGACCUUUUAUGGACAGUGACCCUGGAGAAUAGGGGAAAAAGUCAAACUAUGAAACCAAGACUUUUUUAAAAGGGUGUUUAUUUCCUUUUUUAACUCCUGAAUUGUAGAUGGUGGGGAUGUUGGGA